CUGUGACGUUCAGUGACGGAGUCUGUCCCGUACUGGCCGGCGGUAUCACUGCCCGCUGCCUACCGCACGUAGUUCUUGGGGAAGAGCUGGAAGAGCUUGCCCUCCUGCGUGGGCUCGAAGCCGUACUUCUGCAGGUUGUCGGGGUCGAACGUGCCGUCCUUCACAUCCUUCUCGAUGCGCGGAGCCACCAGCUGGUCGAAGAGCUGCUUGGCCGUCACGGGCGGCUCGGAGCCCUCGGGGGCGCGGUACGACACGUAGGGCCGCAGCUUGAAGCCCGUCAGGUCGGGCACGACGAACUCGGGCACCAUCUCCUUGACGAGGAGGAACUUCUUGUUGCGGACGUGGAUGAAGGGGACAACAGCACCAGCCUUGAGGCUGUGACAGGAGGUGGGACCCCCAUCCUGCAGUUUGUGGAGGACAGGAUCCAGACCACCAUGCUGACUGGAAUUGCAAUUGGAGCUGCAGUUGCACUGUUGCUUAUAGCAGUUAUUGUGUUUGUCGUGUACAGAAGAGUGAGACAAUCUAAACAACUCCAGCCACACGUGCCUCAGUACAGGUUUCGCAAGAGGGACAAAGUGAUGUUCUACGGGAGGAAGAUCAUGAGGAAGGUGACAACUCUUCCCAACUCUCUGGUUGGGAACACUGUCCCUCGCCAAAGGAUGCGGAAACGGGCAAAGGUUUUAUCUCUGGCUAAAAGGAUUUUGCGUAUUAAGAAGGAAUGUCCAACUCUGCAGAGGAAAGAACCUCCUCCUUCUUUGCUAGAGGCAGAUCUGACUGAAUUUGAUGUUAAGAAUUCCCACUUGCCAUCAGAAGUCCUGUACAUGCUUAAAAAUGUCAGAGUCCUUGGGCACUUUGAGAAGCCCCUGUUCCUGGAGCUGUGCAAGCACAUGUUCUUUGUGCAGCUGCACGAGGGCGAGUACAUCUUCCGUCCCGGGCAGCUGGACAACAGCAUCUACGUGGUGCAGGAUGGAAAGCUGGAAGUUUGCAUCCAAGAAAGUGAUGGAACAGAGGUGGUGGUGAAGGAGGUGCUGGCAGGAGACAGCGUGCACAGCCUGCUGAGCAUCCUGGAUGUCAUCACGGGUCACCCUGCUCCCUAUAAAACGGUCUCAGCCCGAGCAGCCACUCCAUCCACAAUACUGAGGCUUCCAGCCAGUGCCUUCCAGGAUGUGUUCCAGAAAUACCCUGAAACCCUUGUGAGAGUGGUGCAGAUCAUCAUGGUGAGGCUGCAGAGGGUGACAUUCCUGGCCUUGCACAACUACCUGGGGCUGACCACAGAGCUCUUCAGCUGUAGCCAGGGCACCCCUCUGAUCUCCGUGAGCAGCGUCGCCGCUGGCGGCAGCGCCAGCAAGGCGGGCAAGAGACCAACGCCCAGUGCUUUGGAGGAGGAUCGUGGAGAGAAGUUUGAAAAGUCUGGGGAAGCCCUGGAAAUGGGUAAUGCUUCUGGAAACAUGGAGGAACUGGCCUCUGGGAUCUUCUUGAAUUUUUUUAUUGUGUUUGUCGUGUACAGAAGAGUGAGACAAUCUAGUAAGUAUUUGGUAACCAUGUAA
Lonchura striata (white-rumped munia) is the source of this 1547-nucleotide messenger RNA. NCBI's taxonomy places the organism in Eukaryota, Metazoa, Chordata, Aves, Passeriformes, Estrildidae. The record is from RefSeq and is a predicted model, not a curated record.